Molecule: messenger RNA, 741 nt
Organism: Saprolegnia diclina VS20
Lineage: Eukaryota; Oomycota; Saprolegniomycetes; Saprolegniales; Saprolegniaceae
Exons: 2
Coding region: 1-741 (246 amino acids)
Source: RefSeq, a predicted model, not a curated record
AUGCUCUACAACAGCCAGUACAUCCAAGACAAGGAGGCCAAGCGCCGCGCGCGCGAGGAGCAGCUCUUUCGCGAGACGUACCCUGCUCUCUACGCCACCGAGCAGCGCCGCAAGGCCAAGAAAGCGCGCGUCGCGGUGCCGAGCUCCAAGCCGCAGCCCAAGAAGACAGCCGUGGUCCGUCCCACGACUACGACAACCAAGCCUGCUGUCGCUGCCCGCAAGAAGACACCCGCAGCGACACCCGCAGCGACAAUAUCGCCAGCGGCGCACCGGACCAUUGACGAGCAACACGCGACCAUUGCACGCCUGCAACAAGCCGCUCAACCCGAGACCCGAACGACCCUCGACACGAUCAGCAUUCCGACUGCACCAGUGCCUACGCCUGUGGCUGAUUCAGCCGCCAUCCAAGGUGACACCAACGCGCAGAGCUCCGAAACUAAGUCGUCGAUGGCGAUUUUACAGCAAGCCAUUCUUCACCAAGCGCCGACCCUCCACCGUGUUCUUCGGACGAGCAACUUCCUGCACGCGCCGCCGCUGCUCUGGACACCAGAUGAGCGUGUUGCAGCGAUCGAUACGCUGGUCCGCGCCAUCACCGCGAUCGAGAUGGGGCAGCCGAUGGCGCCCGAGCCGUACUUGGUCCUCGUACCAUGCCCUUCGGGGCGACGGGACGUGGCGCUCGAGUUCGAAGAGACUUUGCUGCGCGGUUUGAUGGCCAGAGCUCGCAAGUUGAGCCUAUUGUAG